Oncorhynchus keta (chum salmon) is the source of this 1539-nucleotide messenger RNA. Its product is annotated as ubiquitin carboxyl-terminal hydrolase isozyme L1-like. Lineage: Eukaryota; Metazoa; Chordata; Actinopteri; Salmoniformes; Salmonidae. Gene Ontology annotation, cellular component: cytoplasm. Gene Ontology annotation, molecular function: cysteine-type deubiquitinase activity. The coding region runs from base 85 to 747 and encodes 220 amino acids. Gene Ontology annotation, biological process: protein deubiquitination; ubiquitin-dependent protein catabolic process. The transcript is spliced from 9 exons. The record is from RefSeq and is a predicted model, not a curated record.
UCAUAUCUCCCAAACAGCAGCUGGUUGCGACAGAGCAGAUUUGACAACAUACCGAUAUACGGGACCGAACCGAAACCGAACAGGAUGGAGUGGCAACCAAUGGAGAUCAACCCGGAGAUGCUGAACAAGGUGCUCAGUGGGCUGGGGGUGUGUGGUAGCUGGGGCUUCGUGGAUGUGUUGGGGCUGGAGGAUGAGGGGGUGUCUUCAGUACCUUCUCCCAGCUGCGCCCUCAUGCUGCUCUUCCCUCUGACACAACAGCACGAGUCGUUCCGGCAGCAGCAGGCUGGGAAGGUGUCGGGAGAUACUGACCUCUACUUCCUGAAACAGACGGUGGUCAACUCCUGUGGCACCGUCGCUCUGCUGCACGCAGUCGCCAACAACCCCACCCACAUAGAGUAUGAUGGUGACUCUGCUCUGAAGAAGUUUCUAGAUGAGACGGCUAACAUGACCCCCGCCCAGCGAGCCACACACCUGGAGAACAACCAGGCCAUCAGAAAGGCUCAUGAUGAAGUGGCAGCACAGGGCCAGUGCAGGGUGGAGGCAGAUAACGUGAACUUCCAUUUCAUCACCUUUGUCAAUGUGAAAGGACAGCUUUAUGAGCUGGAUGGUAGGAUGGAGGGACCGGUGAACCAUGGAACCACCAAGGAUGACUCCUUCAUCAAGGAUGCAGCCAGGGUGUGUCGGGGUUUUGUGGAGAGAGCAGAGGGAGAGGUCCGCUUCUCUGCUGUGGCCCUCUGUCAUACCUAGAGACCCUGGGGAGGGGCACGCACACAUACAUACACACAGGUGAACACACACACACCUGGUAUGUACUGGAAACAUAGUUUGCACUCUCUCCACACACACACACACAUGCGUAGAUGGUAGUUUGCACAAGCCUGGUGUCACGAUGAUGUCACUACUGCUGUACUUUCUGUCUGCUGUACGGUUUUAUUUAUUUAAGUCAGAUCACCACUGAGAAAGUAGUGCACUUACAUGGGGGAGUAGGGAGACGUUUGAUCUGCAGCCAAUCAGGUGUUCCUGUUUUUCUGCUGUCUGACUCCUCAGCUCUGUUUCUAACCGUUGUUACUGUGUUGGGAUGACGUUGUUACUGUGUUGGGAUGACGUUGUUACUGUGUUGGGAUGACGUUGUUACUGUGUUGGGAUGACGUUGUUACUGUGUUGGGAUGACGUUGUUACUGUGUUGGGAUGACGUUGUUACUGUGUUGGGAUGACGUUGUUACUGUGUUGGGAUGACGUUGUUACUGUGUUGGGAUGACGUUGUUACUGUGUUGGGAUGACGUUGUUACUGUGUUGGGAUGACGUUGUUACUGUGUUGGGAUGACGUUGUUACUGUGUUGGGAUGACGUUGUUACUGUGUUGGGAUGACGUUGUUACUGUGUUGGGAUGACGUUGUUACUGUGUUGGGAUGACGUUGUUACUGUGUUGGGAUGACGUUGUUACUGUGUUGGGAUGACACUGCAACAAUGUUGGCUGUGCUUUGCCUUUCUGUGUCUUCCUGUGCUGCUGACUGCCAAUAAACAACCAAACUACACACUU